Messenger RNA from Plectropomus leopardus (leopard coralgrouper), 682 nucleotides. Lineage: Eukaryota; Metazoa; Chordata; Actinopteri; Perciformes; Serranidae. The record is from RefSeq and is a predicted model, not a curated record.
CACGAGUCCAACGGCAUCGACAUCAUCACGGCUCUGAUCCUGAAUGACAUCAGUCCUCUGUGUCGGUAUCGGAUGGAGAUGGUUCUGGAGCUGAAGGACAACGCUUCAAAGCUGCUGCUGGCUCUGAUGGAGAGUCGCCACGACAGCGAGAACGCAGAGAGGAUCCUGUUCAACCUCCGACCGCGAGAGCUGGUGGAGGUGAUAAAGAAGGCGUACCAGCAGGAGAGCGAGUGUGAGGGGCUGGAGGUCUCUCCCCGCGAGGUGGGACACAACAUCUACAUCCUGGCUCAGCAGCUGGCCCGACACAACAAGGUGCUGCAAAACCUCCUGAAACCACUGAAGAAGAGCAAAGACAGCGAGGAGGGGAUCUCCUCCAUGUUGAACCUGAACAACCGUCCUCUGUCCCAGAUGUUGAAGUCCACAGCUCCAGCUGCUGUCGUGGAGCAGGACCCACUGGAGUACUACGACCAGCUCACGUCACAGAUAGAGAUCGUGCGUGACGACCGCAGCAUGGAGCAGAUCGUGUUUCCUGUUCAUCCGAUCUGCGAGUUUCUGACGGAGGAGUCAAAGAGCCGAGUGUUUAACACCACCGAGCAAGACGAGCAGGGGUCAAAGGUCACGCACUUCUUCGAACAAACCUCCUUCCUGCACGGAGAGAUGGAGUGGCAGAAGAAGCUGAGGA